This is a messenger RNA of Emys orbicularis (European pond turtle), 747 nucleotides long. RefSeq names its product caspase-7-like. Gene Ontology annotation, biological process: proteolysis. Bases 1 to 747 code for a protein of 248 amino acids. Lineage: Eukaryota; Metazoa; Chordata; Testudines; Emydidae. Gene Ontology annotation, molecular function: cysteine-type endopeptidase activity. The record is from RefSeq and is a predicted model, not a curated record. The transcript has 4 exons.
AUGUCCGUGCAGCAGAGAAAGAACAGGGCUGUCAUCAUUGUCAAUUACGAGUUCCACGGCAGCCCUGAGCCGCUGGAACUCAGGAAAGGGGCCAAGAGAGAAGCAGACAAGCUGUUUAAAGCAUUAUCCAAACUCAACUAUGCAGUGAAGUUGCACUAUGACCAGGAAGCCCAGGAAAUAGAGGAGAUCUACCGGCAAGAGAGCCGGGAAGAGCAUGGUGAUUGCUUUGUCAGCAUUCUGUCCAGCCAUGGCGAGGAGGGGGCCAUAUAUGACUGCAGGGGAGAGCUGCUCAAGCUGACAAGGAUUUUCCAGAUGUUAUCCCCACAAAGGUGCCGAGUGCUAGCUGGAAAGCCCAAGAUCUUCUUCAUACAGGCCUGCCGUGGGAAUGUGACGGAUCCAGGUGUGUGGGUGGAGACAGACAGCGGCCGGCCCCCAGCAGACAGCUUCUCGCACUACCUCUCCAUCCCUGACAGCACGGCCGUGAUGUUCGCCUGCAGCCCAGGCUACAGCGCUUUCCUCAAUCCGCUGGGCUCCAUGUUUCUCCAGACCUUGCUGGAGUUUCUGGAAGGAGAUGAGCGGCAUCUUGAACUUGCACGUCUAAUGACCCGCAUCAGCUGGAAAGUCGCGUUUCACUGCGAAGCCAAAGGGAAACACCAGGGGGAAAAGGAAAUGCCCUGCUUUGUCACCAACAUGGUGCGAGAGGUUUAUCCAUUCUCCAUCCAAACCACGGAGAGCAGCAGCCUCUGA